CUUCCUGUUUAUCAGUAUCCCGAGGGACUGGAUGUUGUAGGAAAUUAGUUUUGCCGUCAGAUGUGUUACUGGAACCCGGCUAUCUCGCCAGCGUUUUCCCGUGUUUUCGCAUUAAAAUGGGGCCAGAGGCGGAGUUUCCGCCUGUCUGGGGAUUUGUUUUCUCUGUCGUUGAUUGAUUCGGUAGUUGCGUUGAUUCUGGCGGCCGGCCCAAUCAGUGAAGGACAAGGGCAGGGGGCCGAUUUACACCUGAUUUUCGAGCAUAAAAUGAUUACAGAACGCUAACCCCGAUCAGUCGAUUUAUGUUCGAGCUUCGCUGUGGUUCGAGGACGCCAGUUACAUGUGAAUAAAACAGCCACAUUACAUAAAAGCAGUGGCUGUAAUUUACACCCUUCGGCCAAGGGAACGUCACCCAGAGUGUGUAGCGAGUACUUUCCUGUCUUGUCUAGAGGAACGGACGCGGAGGACUCAGCUGAGCAGAUGUCGGAAUCUGCCGAGGAUAGGGUGGAGGGAACAGUGCAAGCGGAGGAGGUGCCCGGCUGCAAAGAAGCCCCACAGCCGGAGGCUGUCUCGCCGUCCGCUCCCCAGCCAACUUACCAAGUGCCCGAUGGUGGCUUCGGCUGGGUCGUGGUGUUUGCGGCCACCUGGUGCAGCGGUUCCAUCUUCGGCAUCCAAAACUCAUUCGGGAUUCUCUUCUUGAUGUUCCUGAAGGAGAUGGAGGACAAGGGGGACCCCAGCCUUCUCUUUAAGACGGCUUGGAUCGGUGCCCUCGCGAUGGGAAUGAUAUUCUUCUGUUCUCCGGUAGUCAGCAUUUUUACUGACUGGCUUGGCUGCAGAAAGACGGCAAUGGGCGGAGCAACAUUAGCUUUUAUUGGACUUCUUUCCAGUUCCUUCACAAAGUCCCUGGAGCUGAGGUAUUUCACCUACGGAAUUCUCUUCGGAUGCGGGUCAUCUUUUGCUUUCCAGCCAUCAUUAGUCAUUCUUGGCCAUUACUUCCAACGCCGAUUAGGCCUGGUGAAUGGCAUAAUGACGGCUGGAAGCAGUUUGUUUUCCAGCGUCAUGCCUCUUUUCCUGAAGAAGAUUGGUGACGCCUUGGGUCUGGCUCACACCCUGCGGAUUCUCAGCGCGUUCUUGUUCAUACAGAUCUUUCUAUCCUUGACGUAUAAGCCUCUGUUACCAAGCAAUCCUGAAGAAGGGAGGACUAACACAGAAUUCCCGAAGUUUUUCCAUCAGUACAGGAGAUACCUAAAUCUGAGAGUCUUCAGGAAAGUAACAUAUAGGGUUUGGGCCUUUGGAGUUGCCACGGCUGUCCUAGGUUACUUUGUGCCAUAUGUUCACUUGAUGAACCAUGUAAAAAAAGAAUUUGGGGAAACUGAGAGAAACUGGAUACUGCUUGUCUGCAUUGGAGCUUCAUCGGGAGUCGGCCGCCUAGCCUUUGGACGGAUUGGUGAUUGCAUCCCUGGACCAAGGAAGAUCUACCUACAAGUGGCAUCAUUUUGGGUGCUGGGUGUUAUGUCCAUCAUGAUACCGCUCUGUAAAGUGUUUGAAGGCCUCAUUGCUGUUUGUAUUUUACUGGGGUUUUGUGACGGAUGUUUCAUCACCAUUAUGGCACCUAUUGCCUUCGAACUGGUUGGACCUCAAGAGGCUUCACAGGCUAUUGGCUUCAUUCUGGGUCUAAUGGCCAUUCCUAUGACUGCAGGACCACCUAUUGCAGGGCUUUUAGAAGAUUCCUUUGGCAACUAUCACUUGGCUUUUUACUUGGCCGGAAUUCCACCUAUUGUCGGCGGAGUUGUUCUGUUCUUUGUCCCGAUAAUUCAUUCUCGAAUGAUGAAAAGGCAAAAGAAAGAAGACCCCACCGCUGACAAGGUGUUGUUAGCUUCAGAAAAUGUAUUAACUGGGGAGAUGCUUCCAGGAAACCCCAACCCAGAAACCUGUAUGUAAUCUCUAAAGUCAAGGCAUGCUACAUUCCACAGUGGGAUCAAUGCCAGCACAGACUGUGAUGUUUCCUUUUGGUAUGUGUGCCUAUUUUGAAAUAAUAGUUCUUCCACCCAUAUAAUACUGAGUUCCCUUUCUAAAAAUUCCACAAAGGCAUUAGGAUGAAAAGAAUUUUUUAAACUUUACGGGAAGUUCUCAGAAUAUGAGGCUUAAGAUGUCUCUGGCUGCUUUUUAAACACAGUGUUGGUUUUAAUCUCCGCCCAGGAGCAAUGACAGCAUUUUAUUGUGGUAUUUUGUUAGGACUAAUCUGAUCAAGUGCACUGUAUAGAACUGAAAUUACAGGAACAUUACAGAAUAGGGGGCAUCUGUUAAGUCGGUGCUGUCUCUGCAAAAGUAAUCCAGCUGGUUUCAAUGGAUUUCUUCUAAAAUUCAGGAUACGUGGCCACCAGCUUCUCAAUGUCCUUCCUUGUUCCUUUUUGUGAUUGGGUUUAAGUCGAGAACAGAUUGAUUGCUGGUCAUGAGUUGCUUUUCCUUCUCGGCCCCCAUGUCGGGGAAAGAGCAACGAAAUGUUAAAAACAGACAGACAAAUCAUUUCCAAUUUGAGGGUGACCUUUCCCUGAUCAAGGCUUACACCAGACAACCAACAUCAGGUGGUCACCCUGCAUGACCUAACUGCUACUGCCCUGAUUUGCCCCCCACGCAAAAUCAUUUGACUUACCUCGGCAUCUGCUGUUCCUUAUCGUGAACCACCGCAGCUUCCUAAAUUUCCGUUACUGUCAUGCAGAAAAAUAAGAGACUAUCCAACAUCUUCCUUAUUCUGUGGCAACGUAUUUUCAGUAGACCACAGCCCCAUCAUACAGUGGUAAUUUGCAAUUAAUGGUGUGUGGGAAGAUUACCCCACACCUCAGUACUGCAUCCACUAAGGCUCAAGUGCCCACUGUGAGCAAAUAAUAACAGAAUGAGCACUUGGUCGAGCAAUCGGUUACCACUUGAGCUCCCGUGUCCCAGUUUCACAGAAUGCAGUGAAGAGUGAAUUAAAUGUCUUCUCUUGGGAGACCAUAUGAGUACAGCAUCGGAGGCCAUUCUGCCCAGUUGAGACCAAGCCAGCACUCCUUUUUAUCCCAUUCCUCCGCAUUUUUUCCUGUCUCAUUUGUUUAUCAACUGGGACGUCGCAAGAGAAAGCCGAUGGGGGUGAGGAAAGGCAGCAAAGCUGGCUGCAGUCACCUGAAAGAUUGUGAGAGGGAAAGGGGUCAUAAAAAGGGAGGUAGGUAUAGCAGAUAUUGGUGCUUAUCACUACUCCACAUCCUUAGACUAACAAACACCUGUCUGAGGAUACUGAGUGAUGACAUGCAGAUGGAGUGAAAGUGCAAAGGAGCCGUGAUCUAACAAAGUGGUGGCCAAUUUGGAGGAUUCGAAUGGACUCCUGUUCCUGGGUUCACUGUGUAUAUAAGCAUUGAUUCAGAAGGAGGCACAUUCAUAUCAACCUACAAGUCAUUUCUGAGAUGUUAAUAAGUUAAACACAGUAAAACAAUCUAAUACCUGUUGGAAAAGGACAGUGGAAUGUUGAGCAAAAUUGUUGUUUGCGCAGUUAGCAUGGGAUGUGCAGGAAUUACAUGACAGAAGCAUAAUCUCCUGACUAUUCAAUUCAAUCAGCAAGAAACAAUCUGAUUCUGUUAGACUUAUUAGUUGCUAUAUCUACAUGCAAACCUUUUUCAAAUUCUGCACUAGGACUCAGAGUUUUACAGACUUGCCCCAUUUAAGUACUUUUGUUUUUCCAAAAUGAACCAUUUCCUCUUUCUUACCUAUCCAUGUGUCAUCAAGCAAAUUUAACAUGUGAAUUUUUGGUGCUUUCUUCCACAUCAUGUAUAUAAAAUGCAAAAAAUUAUACUCCAGCAUUGAUGGCACAUUGGUUACAUCUUUCCAACGAGAAAAGGAUUGAUUUUAGCCUAACUUCUGUUGUUGGCCAGUUUAUCUGCUGUCCAUGCCAUUGCAUCAGCUUUCAUUUUUCAGAAUAACAUUUAUUUUAAAUUUAGUACAUUUGAUGCCUCUGGGCAGCUAGUAGAGCCAACAUCUUUCCUUAUCCUUGACACCUACUUCAUCAAAGAACUCUAAUAAAAUGGUUUUACACAAACCAUGUUGUCUUAGCCUGAUUUACUGUUGUGCCCCCUUCUGAAGAUUUUAGUAGUAGCUUCUAACAUUUUUCCCCACAAUGUAUGUUAAGCUAAAUGGCCUGCAGAUUCCUGCUUUUCAGAUAAAGGAAUUAGUAUUGCUAUUUUCCAAUUUAAUAGAAUGGUUUAAUAGAAUAGAAUCUAAAGGAAAUUUGGAAAAUUAAAAAUGAAUGCAUUAACUCUCUCACUAACCACUUUCUAGGAGCUUGAAAUGAAGUCUGUGAAGAUGCUGAGACUUAAUUUAGUACAGUUGCUCUGUUGACUGGAGUCUUCCUGGGCUGCUGCUUCCUUCUGACCAGUUCCCAGUUGACUGCUAUUUCUGGGAUGUUACUUGAACCUUACUAUAUUGAAACUAAUGUUAAAUUCAUUUGUCAUCUCCUUAUUUUUCAUUAUUAAUUCACCUGACUUGCUCCUAGACAACCAAUUAGAUUUAUUAACUCUUUACAAGAUUGGCUGACUGGCAGGAGGCAAAGGGUGGGAACGAAGGGGGUCUUUUUCUGAUUGGCUGCUGAUGACUAGUGGUGUUCUGCAGAGGUCAGAGUUGUGACUACUGUUUUUCACCUUAUACGUCAAUGGUUAAAAUGACAGCAUUGAUGGCUUUGUGACCAAGAUUGUGGAUGAUGUGAUGGUAUAUGGAGGAAGCAAGGAGUCUACAGAAGGAUUUGGACAGAUUGAGAAUAUUGUCAAAGAAAUGGCAGAUGGAAUACAGUGAGGAGAAGUGUAUGGUAAUGCUAUUUGGUAGAAGGAAUAAAGGAGUAGACUGUUUUCUAAAUGAGGAGAAAAUUCAGAAAUCAGGGGUUCAAAGUUAAAUAAUCAAGGUAAAUUUAUAAAUAAAGUACAUAAGUAUCAUGAUAUACAAACCUGACCUUUGUUUUCUUGCGAGCAUACACAAUCAAUUCAAGAAACACUGCACUUAACAGGACAAAUAGCCAACCUGCAAAGAUCAACAAACCAUGCAAAUACAAAAAGGAAAGAUACUAAAUAAAUAAACAAUAAAUAUCGAGAACAUGAGAUGCAGAACCCUUGAACGUGAGUCCAUAGGUUGUGGGAAGUGUUCAGUGAUGGGGUGACUGAAGUUAUCCCCUUUGGUUCGAGAGCCUGAAGGUCAAGGAGUAAUAACUGUUUCUGAACCUGGUGGAAUAGGUCCUGAUGGCAGCAAUGAGAAGACAGCAUGGCCUGGAUGGUGGUGGUCCUUGAUGAUGGAUGCUGCUUUCCAGCAGCAAUGUUUCGUGUAGACGUGCUCAAUAGGGGGAGAAGAGGAGGGCUUUACCCAUGAUGGACUGGGCCAUAUCCACUACUUUUUGUAGGAUUUUCAGCUCAAGGGCAUUGGUGUUUCCAUACCAGGCCAUGAUGCAACCAGUCAAUAUACUCUCCACCACACAUCAUGGAUGUCAUGCUGAAUCUUCACAAACUUCUCAGAAGUAGAGGCUCUGUUGUAAUUGCGCUUACGUGCUGGUCCAGGACAAAUCCUCUGAGAUAAUGUCACUGAGGGACUAAAGGUUACUGUUCCUCUCCACCCCUGUUCCUUCGAUGAGGACUGGGCCCUGGGCCUCUGGUUUCCUCCUCCUGAACUCAAUAAGCAGCUCCUGGGUCUUGCUGACAUUGAGUGAGAGGUUGUUGUUGGCACCACUCAGCCAGAUUCUCACUCUCCCUCCUAUGUGCUGAUCCAUCACCACCUUUGAUUCAGCCAGUAGUGGUGGUGUCAUCAGCAAAGUUGAGUGUGGCAUUGUAUCCGUACAUAGGCUCAUAGUCUUAAGUAUAAAGAAAGUAGAUCAGGGGCUAUGCACACAGCCUUGUGGUUCAUCUUUGCUGAUGGAGAUGAUGGGAUCUUGCAAACUGACUCGGGUCUGCAAAUGAGGAAAUCGAGGAUCCAGUUACUCAAAGAGGUAUUGAGGCGAAGGUCUUGAAGAUUAUUGAUUAGUUUUGAGGGGAUGAUAGUGAUGAAUGCCAAGCUGUAGCCAAUAAAGAGCAUCUUGAUGUAUGGAAUCUUUGCUGUCCAGAUGUGCCAGGGUUGAAUAAGAGCCAAUGAGAUGGCAUCUGCUGUGGACUUGAUGUGCCGGUAGGCAAAUUGGAGGGGAUCCAAGUUAUUCCUCAGGCAGGAGUUGAUGUGUUUUAUCACAGUGGAUGUAAAUCCUACUGAAUGAUAGUCAUUGAGGCAGGUAACUACAUUUUUUAAAGGUACUGGUAAAAUUGAGGCUUGCUUGAAGCAGGUGGGUAUCUCAGACUGCCGAAGUGAGAGGUUAAAGAUAUCGGUCAACACUCCAAACAGUUGAUCAACAUAGGUCUUUAGUACCAGGCCAGUUACCCCAUCUGGGCUGGAGGCAUUCUGUGGGGUCACCCUCCUGGAGGAUACUCUCACAUUGGCCUCAAGAGACUGAAAUCACAGGAGCAUUAGAGCUUUGGGAGUUCAGUUCUCCACUUCGACAGUCAAAGUGAGCAUAGAAAGGAUUGAGCUCAUCUGGGAGCAAUGCCUUGUUGUCACUGAUGUCGCUCGACUUCACUUUGUAGGAGACGACAGUAUUCAAGCCUGUCACAGCUGUUGAGCAUCCGUCAGUUAUUUAAGUUUGGUCCAGAAUUGCCACUUUACCUGUGAGAUGGCUUUCCAGAAAUCGUACCUGGACCUCUUGUAUCUUACUAAGUCACAAGUCCUGAAUGCCAAUGACCUGGCUCUCAGCAGAUUUUGGAUCACAUGAUUCAUCCAGGGCUUCUGGUUGUGGAAGACUUUGAAUGAUUUUGUGGGACACACUCAUCUACAACAGAAACAGUGGCAUGUAACAGUUUGGGCACCCCAGUCAAAAUUUCUGUUACUGUGAAUAGUUAAGUGAGUAGAUGAACUGAACUCCAAAAGCCAUAUAGUUAAAGAUGAAACAUUCUUUUCAACAUGUUAAGUAUAUUAUUUUUGUUUUGUACAAUUUUAGAGUGGGGGGAAAAAAGGAAAGGAGCACCAUGCAAAAGUUUGGGCACCCGAAGAGAUUUGAGCUCUCAGAUAAUUUUUACCAAGGUCUCAGACCUUAACUAGCUCAUUAGGGCUCUGGCUUGUUCACAGUCAUUGUUAGGAAGGGCCAGGUGAUGCAAAUUUCAAAGCUUUAUAAAUACUCUGACUCGUCAAACCUUGUCUCAACAAUUAGCAGCCAUGGGCUCCUCUAAGCAGCUGCCUAGCACUCUUGAAAAUUAAAAUAAAUGAUGCCCACAAAGCAGGAGAAGGCUAUAAGAAGAUAGCAAAGCAUUUUCAGGUAGCCAUUUCCUCAGUUCGUAAUGUAAUUAAGAAAUGUCAGUUAACAGGAAUGGUGGAGGUUAAGUUGAGGUCUGGAAGACCAAGAAAACUUCCCGAGAGAACUGCUCGUAGGAUUGCUAGAAAGGCAAAUCAAAACCCCCGUUUGACUGCAAAAGACCUUCAGGGAGAUUUAGCAGACUCUGGAGUGGUAGUGCACUGUUCUACUGUGCAGCGACACCUGCACAAAUAGGACCUUCAUGGAAGAGUCAUCAGAAGAAAACCUUUCCUGUGUCCUCACCAGAAAAUUCAGCGUCAGAAGUUUGCAAAGGAACAUCUAAACAAGCCUGAUGUGUUUUGGAAACAAGUCCUGUGGACAGAUGAAGUUAAAAAAGAACUUUUUGGUCACAAUGAGCAGUAAGUAGAACAGUCAGCACUUAAUUGUUAGAUGUUUGGAGGAACAGGAGUGUGACCAAACCACCACGCCUGAGCACCAGAGGAGACCCCACCCUUUGCCUUCUCAACUCGGCAGUCAGUCCAUCCAGUGUAUCAAGAAGCCUUUGGGUCUUACCAACUUAUCUGGCAUGUUUCCUGGCUCUGGGCUUGUACUCACUGGAGUUUAGAAGAAUAAGGGGGAAUCUCAUUGAAACCUGUCAAAUAUUGAAAUGUCUGGAUAUAACAGAUAUGGAGAGGAUGUUUCCUUUUGUGGGAGAAUAGAACUAGAGGCAUAACCUCAAAAUAGAGGAUAUGUCCCAUCAGAAUAGAGAUAAAGUGGAGGCAAUCUUUAGCCAGAAGAUGGUGAAUGUGUGGAAUUUAUUGCUACAGAUGGCUGUGGAGGCCAAGUCAUUGAGUGUAUUUAAAGCAGGGGUUGAUAGGCUCUUGAUUAUUCAGGGCAUCAAAGUUUUUGGGGAGAAUGCAGGAGACUGGAUAAUAAAUCAGCCAUGAUGGAAUAGCAGAGCAGACUUGAUGGUCUAUGACCUUUUAAUUAUCAAUAUGAACAUUACUUUUAUAUACUUCUGGCUUUUUUUCUUAUUAAUCUUUUAGUCACUCUUUACUUUUUUUAUAUUCUGUCCAGUUUCUUUAAAUUGCCAUCCAUCAUUGUGCAAUUAUAUUCUUUUCAAGUGUGAUACUAUUUUCAACUUUGUUAAUCGUGAAAAUUUCCCUCAAAAGUUUACAUUCUUAUUGGACUGUACAGUACCUGUACUGUGUAGUCUGACUGAUUCCUGUAUCUAACUUGCUGGUUCACUCAGCUCAACUUUCAGGUCCUUAUAAUGUCCCUUACUAAAGUUUAAAAUCUCUCUCCCUCCCCCUCUCUCUCUGCUUGCCUCUCCAUCUCUCUCUCCCCCUCACCUUCUCUCUCCCAGACACACACAAAAUACAACAUUCAAAUAUAUUCUGGCUGUUUUCACACUGAAGUUACUAAGCGAUGUGAUGCACUAGACAGUUUCUCGUCUACACUCCCCUCAAACUAGCCCUGGAAUACACUUUUCUAAAGAACUAUCUCAGAAUGCUGAAUUUCUGGCCAGACUACUUUUGCCUGAUUUUUUUUCCCUAUGUAGAUUAAAAUGUCUCAUGAUAAUUACAGUAUUUUUUGUGACAAGUUUCCACUUUUCCCCUUUACAUUUCCAUUGUUUAUAUGUGGGAGGGAGGGAAGGAUUCGAUUGAUCUUAUAAAGAAGUUAAGAGGUUGGCUCAACAUUGUGGGCCGAAGUACAAAGAUGCAACUGAAAUAAUGAAGUUUCAUUGUGACAUAAUGGAUGUUUAAGCUGACUUGCAUUUAGUUAUUUAAUAUUGCAUUUGCACAAAAUGUUAACAUAAUAUUAACCCAGUUACUGGCAACAGUUAAAUCCUGGCUUCCUCUCAAAUCCAAGGUUAUUUACAACUUGCUGGUCUUGGCUAAUCUCUUUGAUCUCACUAACACCCUAACUUGAUUCCUACUUGGAACAUGGAAUAUGUUUUUCUCAAUUUUGUGGAGUAAGGUUAGAGACAGUUCACUUUAGGGAGGCUUUGAAAAGCAAAAAUAAAGUGAUCAGUUUACUCCUUCUUGAAUACGUACAGAUUUGAGAUGGUAAAAGCUUUUUACAAGCUCUGAGUCUAGAGCACCUGAAGUGCCAAGUACAAUUGUGAGUGAAAUAUUUAAAGCUACGUAACUUUUUGGCAUGAAUUGGAGCUUCCAUGUGAGCAUCCUCUAUGGAAAUGAUAGCUUUAGAUGUCAGGUUUUGGUGUCAGCAAGCAUCCAGUACAAAUCAAAGUCUGGUGGGACUGGGUGCCUAAUGCCAGAGGAUGUUAUUCGUAAUCAUUUACAGUAUAUAUUGCAUUACUGUUCCUCACUGUGCUUUUCGGAGGCUCGCAUUAUCAUACGUUUUGAUUUCUGAGUACCUCAAUUCUAACCAGUCAUUAAGCUACACUUAAGUGUUACAGAAUGCCGAGAAGGGUUCUUAGUUCUGUCACCAACUCAAAAGGCACAUAUUUUAAGCUUAAUUUUUUAAUUCAAUUUAAUGCUGUAACAAGCCACAUUUCUAUUGUAGAGAGGGAAAGGAAUAAAAGAAUCAUUAUUCCUUUUCAGAUGAGGAGCAGCCAGCUGACAUAAUUCCAGUCUAAACAAGUGUAGUCAGUUGCUGGGAAACUGCUUUAAGUGAUGCUCACUUAGUUUGAACAGAAAGUCAAAUUUAUUAUCAAAGGACUUGUGUGACACCAUUACUACCUAGAGAUUCAUUUGCUUGCAGGCACUUAUGGAAAAAUAAAGAAAUACAAUAGAAUUUCUGAAAACUAUACAUGACAAACAACCAAUAUGUAAAAGACAAAUUGUGCAAAUUUUGAAAAAUAAUACUGAGAACAUGAGUUGUAGAGUUCUGAACACAGAUUUAUAUUUACAAGAUUCACUCUGGAAUCUUAGUGUAAAGUUCCAUUUUAGUGUGGUACAUUCUCUUAUUUUUUAACCAGCUUGCCUUAAAUGGCAAAGUGUUUUACACUUUGCAAACCAUGCUGCCCUGGAUUUUGUAGUUAAGGGUCAUAGCAGCUGAAUUUGAGCUGACCCCGGAGAAAGCUCUGGACAAAGUUCUAAAAGUCUGUGAUGUACAUUUCCCAUCUUAGACAUUGCUGGGCAUCACACUGGUAGUGGGAUCUCUGAUGGCCAGCAAUUGUGAAGUCAUCAAACUCACACAACAGCCAAUCACAUUGAAGAAUUCUCACCAGAGAGAUGGCAGAGCAGAAUUUGCGUCUUUGUACAUCUUAAAACUCACAUCAUGCAACAAAGCCACAAUAUCUUCAAGAAAAUAUACAAUACAAAAAGACUGUAAGUUAAACUUAAGUUUAAAACAGAUCAGAUUUUUGCAGUUUGGACUGGAGGAAGACAAUCUGUGGAAGAGCAAGGGUUCGGUGAAAUUAACUGAUGGGUUUCUCUGUUCAACUCUGCUUUUGUGUACGUCUGACAUUAUUACCAUGACAUCCACAAAAUUAUUUUAAAACUAUCACUGUGCAGGCUAACUGUUACACUGAAGUACUUAGGACAGUUAAUUAAAAUGUAUACCAGCAUUUCAACACAAGUCUUUUAUUAAAAAACUUGAUUUAACUGUCAAAAUACUACCUGUUCUGGGUAUCAGCAGUGACAGACAUUUUUAACGUCAGUAGUUACACAUUAAAAGAAGUAACACAUACGUUGGGCCCUAAUUGUACCCGGAUUCUAAAGCAGCACAGCAGUCCGAGGAUAAACUGAGGAAUGUAAAAAGCAGAAUGGUCAAACAUUUAAUGCUGAGAAGUGUGAGGUUCUAUACUUUGGCAGGAAUAAUCCAAAAUAGAACAUACAGAGUAAAUGGUAGGGCAUUGAGGAAUGCAGAGGAACAGAGAGAUCUAGGAAUAACUGUGCAUAGUUCCCUGAAAGUGGAGUCUCAUGUAGAUAGGGUGGUGAAGAAGGCUUUUGGAAUGCUGGCCUUUAUAAAUCAGAGCAUUGAGUACAGAAGUUGGGAUGUAAUGUUAAAAUUGUACAAGGCAUUGGUAAGGCCAAAUUUGGAAUAUUGUGUACAGUUCUGGUCACCGAAUUAUAGGAAAGAUAUCAAUAAAUUAGAGAGAGUGCAGAGACGAUUUACUAGGAUGUUACCUGGGUUUCAGCACUUAAGUUACAGAGAAAGGUUGAGCAAGUUAGGUCUCUAUUCAUUGGAGCAUGGAAGGUUGAGGGGGGAUUUGAUCGAGGUAUUUAAAAUUGAGAGGGAUAGAUAGAGUUGACAUGAAUAGGCUGUUUCCAUUGGGAGUAGGGGAGAUUCAAAUGAGAGGAUAUGAUUUGAGAGUUAGGGGGCAGAAGUUUAAGGGAAACAUGAGGGGGUAUUUCUUUACUCAGAGAGUGAUAGCUGUGUGGAAUGAGCUUCCUGUAGAAGUAGUAGAGGCCAGUUCAGUUGUGUCAUUUAAGGUAAAAUUGGAUAGGUAUAUGGACAGGAAAGGAGUGGAGGGUUAUGGGCUGAGUGCGGGUAGGUGGGACUAGGUGAGAUUAAGAGUUCGGCAUGGACUAGGAGGACCGAGAUGGCCUGUUUCCGUGCUGUGAUUGUUAUAUGGUUAUAUGGUUAUUGAUCUUCUAACAUCCACCAUUCACUUGACAAAGUGAACAUGUCAAGUCUAAUACAUAUCAAAGCAGUUUACUGUUGUAAAUGUCACUUUCAUCAUUCAUGUUGAAAAUUCACUAGUAUUUGUACUAAGCACACGUCACGUUGCCAAGCGAUGUGUUGAAUUAAUGUGAGAACGUUUGUUAAAAAAAAUAAAGUAUGAA
This is a messenger RNA of Hypanus sabinus (Atlantic stingray), 12066 nucleotides long. RefSeq names its product monocarboxylate transporter 8-like. The record is from RefSeq and is a predicted model, not a curated record. NCBI's taxonomy places the organism in Eukaryota, Metazoa, Chordata, Chondrichthyes, Myliobatiformes, Dasyatidae. Gene Ontology annotation, molecular function: thyroid hormone transmembrane transporter activity; monocarboxylic acid transmembrane transporter activity. The transcript has 6 exons. Gene Ontology annotation, biological process: transmembrane transport. Bases 478 to 1938 code for a protein of 486 amino acids.